Thamnophis elegans (Western terrestrial garter snake) is the source of this 3201-nucleotide messenger RNA. RefSeq names its product caveolae associated protein 1 (gene CAVIN1). Gene Ontology annotation, cellular component: cytoplasm; caveola. The coding region runs from base 255 to 1364 and encodes 369 amino acids. Gene Ontology annotation, biological process: transcription initiation at RNA polymerase I promoter; termination of RNA polymerase I transcription. The record is from RefSeq and is a predicted model, not a curated record. The transcript is spliced from 2 exons. Gene Ontology annotation, molecular function: rRNA primary transcript binding. Lineage: Eukaryota; Metazoa; Chordata; Lepidosauria; Squamata; Natricidae.
GAGCGUCCUUUCCUUCAGUUGAGGUGGAGUCAACCAAUGGCCUCAGAGCCUGGAAAAUUUUGCAGGACAGUUUCCCCUGACAGCUUUGCAAGGAUUGUAUCAUUUCAAUAGAAGCAUAAAUCCACACGCUCAGCUCUUGGCUUCUGUCUGGCCUCCCGGAACUGAGAGAUCUCAGUUUCAGCCUUCACUUCUCUGUCUUGUCACUGCAGUGUCAAGCUUCUCCAGAUUUUCCUAGUCAGAACUCUUAAGUGACCAUGGCAGACACCACCCUCCAUAUCGUCGAGCAGCCAACUGCAUCUGAGGCUUCGGAGGAGCCAGCUGCUGAAGAACCCAUUAAAUCUGACCAGAUCAAUGGUGUUAUGGUGCUUACUCUUUUGGACAAAAUUAUUGGGGCUGUGGAUCAGAUUCAGCUGACCCAGACUCAAUUGGAAGAGAGACAGCAAGAAAUGGAUGGUGUAGUGGCCAGCAUCCAGGGAGAACUGGCUAAGCUCACCAAAGCCCACACCACCACCAGCAAUACAGUCAACAAGAUGUUGGAGAAAGUCCGUAAGGUCAGUGUUAAUGUGAAAACUGUCCGACAAAAUCUGGAGAAACAAGCUGGACAAAUCAAGAAGUUAGAAUCCAAUGAGACGGAAUUGCUGAAGCGUAGGAACUUUAAAGUCAUGAUCUACCAGGAUGAGGUGAAACUGCCAACCAAGCUGAGCAUAAGUAAAUCUGUGAAAGAAAUAGAAAAAGGGGAAGAAGGGGAAGAGAUCCCAGCUGAUGAGGAGCACCCUGGAGAGGAUCAUAUUGAGCUCUCCUCAGAUGAAGAGGUUGAAGUUGAAGAGAUUAUUGAGGAAUCACGAGCAGAACGUAUUAAGAGAAGCAGCAUGAGGAAGGUUGAUGACUUUAAGAAAGCAUUCUCUAAGGAGAAAAUGGAGAAGACCAAGUUGAAAACUAGAGAGAACCUAGAGAAGACCAAGCUGAAGACCAGAGAGAACCUGGAGAAAACCAAGCAAAAUCUGGAGAAGACCAGACAUAACCUAGAGAAGAGAAUGAACAAACUAGGCACUAAGAUAGUCACCACUGAACGCAGAGAGAAGAUGAAGACUUCCCGAGAUAAGCUGAAGAAGUCCUUCACCCCUGAUCAUGUAGUCUAUGCACGUUCCAAGACAGCUGUCUAUAAAGUGCCACCUUUCACCUUUCAUGUCAAGAAGAUCCGUGAGGGAGAGGUAGAAGUGAAGGCCACAGAGAUGGUGGAAGUUGGUGGAGAUGAGACAGAGAACACAGAUCUGCUGAGAAGCGAAAGCCCUGAGAUGAGCACACUUCUGCAGAUCACCGAGGAGUCAGAUGCAGUGCUUCAAGAGAAGAGUGAUAGUGAGUGAGGCAGGUGGCAGCAUGAAAGCAUCAAAUGCUUAAUAUAUAAUCUUCCACAUUUUCCACAUUUCCUCUUUUUGGCCUCACAUGGGCAUGCGCAUGCACACAUACACAUGCAUACAUAUACAUACACAGUAUAUACAGAAUUUUUACAGCUCCCCUCCCCCUUUUUCAACAUGUAGCUUCAAGGUGCAUUUUUGUAUAUUUCUGAUUCAUCAUAUAGAACAUGGAACAUACUUAUAAUCCAGCAAAAUACCAUUCCUGCUACUAAAAGCUUGCUUUGCCAGCCUGCCAUGGCAAUAUCCCAAUGUCCCAAAGGUGCUACCCAAGAAAUAAUCUAUUUCUCAAGAAGCAUGCUGCGUCUUAGCUAUCCUCUUUGAUGUCAAGAAUGCUUCCUGGAGACCUAAACGCAAACUUGUCAGACAGAAGAAUGAAGUGCAGGUAUGGAAGCAAAGAAGGAAUUGGCUCAGUAUAUCAUAGAACUAGGGAAUAAUGAAGGGAACAUGGAAAUUACUGCCUGAAUUCAAAGAUAUUGUGAUGCCUGAUUCAGGCAUACAGUCUGUGCAUACUUCAAUUUCCAAGAGAUUAUAUGGAAAAAGUUGCACUUAGUAGACCUUAUUUCACCAGUAAGAAUCAAGUGAUUGCCAAUAAAUACAUCAACAGGGAGUAAUAUAAACAGGGUGUCCAUUUGCACUAUUAGCUAUACAGAUCUGUGAAGCUAUUGCAACAUGGUUGAAAAAGGGAUACUGAUCUGGGGAUAAGGAGUGGGUGCAAGAAACAUUGGACAAGUAGGGAGAAUCAAGGGCGAAAAAGAUGGAUCAAGGACAGAGAGUGGAUGUGGCCUUAUGACAGCUUUAGCUAGGAGCAAUAAAGGGUUAUCAACAUCAACAAAAUAGGAGGCAACUAUCAUCUAUUACGUUAGCAAACUUGACUUCCAUUCCUGGGCUGGAUCCAGAGAGCACUGCAGGGUUAUUUUCUGCCUAUGCCAGGGCUCCAGCAAUAGGCCAGCCUUAACUAGUUGUGUAAUACUUGAGUACAUGCAGUUUUUAUUAAGCUUGUAACAUAGAAAGGGUGUCAAAGUGCAAGAGUUCACUAAUACAGGAUAAUUCAUUACGGGGAAAGGGAUUCUCAGAAACCCCCCUCCCCUGAACAAUACACUAUUCAAAAACACAGACAUACUAACUUCCAUACAGCUACCUCUUUGGCUUGCAGGGGACAGUUUUCAAGCGAGCCUGAAGCCUCGCUUUCUAGUGACAAGACAAUGGCCUCCUUCCCCAUUUUCUGACACGUGUAACCUUGCCUUGCAUGAUUUUGUGAUUUACCCCAGCCCCUGCUUUCCUGCCUUCCUCACAUUCUACUGGGAUUUCCCCCCAGUGUCUCUCUAUGGUCAAGGAGAAAAUAUUUGCAGCUAUGAAUCCAUCAUAUGUCUUGCAAUUCUGUGUCCAACGUAUCUACCACAAAUGCCACAUCUGUACCGGAACUGCCUAUUCUAACAUCCCCAGAAAUGGCUUGGCUACCCAGACCUUAGCAAGAAGAAGUGUAUGUGUGUAAGGGGUGUUUUUAUUGGACUGAGAAGUGUGCAAGUGAGUAAGGGUUGUUCCCUUUGCACUGCACUUUCCUUCAAGCCUUUCAGUUCUUGUCAUGGAUCUAUCUAGAAGAAGAGAGAGCCCAGGAUGUAAGAUAUGCUUGGCCUUCAAAACCAUCAAAGAUGGGAUGGGGAUCUUGCCUCAUUCUGGGGAAAAUAAAUAUGUGGGGAAGAGGGUGCUGUGCCAAGCAGCCGCAUUGCUCUUUUUUCUAAGACUGCAUCCUGGUGAGCAGCAUGAAUAAUAAACUUUCUUUUCUACA